Penicillium argentinense is the source of this 1584-nucleotide messenger RNA. RefSeq names its product cytochrome P450. Gene Ontology annotation, molecular function: heme binding; iron ion binding; oxidoreductase activity, acting on paired donors, with incorporation or reduction of molecular oxygen. The transcript has 7 exons. Bases 1 to 1584 code for a protein of 527 amino acids. The record is from RefSeq and is a predicted model, not a curated record. NCBI's taxonomy places the organism in Eukaryota, Fungi, Ascomycota, Eurotiomycetes, Eurotiales, Aspergillaceae.
AUGAUUCUCGCUACAAAGCUGGGCAUCCUAGCCACAAGCGUGGCAUUAUUAGCUUGUUUGAAGGGCUAUUUCUCUAGAAGAAAGCUACCCCCUGGCCCCAGAGGCUGGCCCGUCAUUGGGAACUUGUUCGACUUAUUGCCUGAUGGCCAACAUCCGGGUGAAUUCUACGCCAGAUACAAGGCACUCUACGGUCCUCUUAGCUCUCUUACGGUCUUCGGCCAACCCAUAAUAAUAGUCAACGAUCGCAAAACAGCCGCUCAACUCUUCGAUAAGUCGGCGAAACACUCGUCUCGCCCGCAAUCGGUUUUUGCAGAUGGCCUAUGCGGAUAUGGCAAGUCGAUCCCACGUCAGAAUAACACACCUCUUCUGCGGGCAUAUCGUCGAGCCACGGCACAGGUUAUCGGGACGAAGUCGUCAGCUGCGAAAUUUGAUCACCAUUUAGAGAAUGAGUUCCGGCGGUUGCUGUGGCGUAUUCAGCAGGAUCCUGAUGGUCUGUUAGAUCAUUGUCGGAUCGCUACUGGAUCUUUCGUCUUGAAAAUCACUUAUGGAUAUAACGUGGAUCCACACCAGAAGGACUCUCUGAUCGAUCUUGCCGACUUGGUGUUGAAGCAGUUCUCUGAGGCCAUCACGCCCGGGAAAUUCCUUGUUGAUUUGAUCCCAGCUUUGCAACACUUACCCGAAUGGGUACCAGGCACCGGGUUCAAAAAGAUUGCACGCUUUAACAAAGAGACGAUCCUAAAGCUCACAAACUACCCGUUCGAAUUCACCAAGUGGCAGAUGAGACAUAAAGAAAACAAGCCGUCAUUCGUCUCGGAAAGUAUCAAGCAUGGAGAGGAUGCUGAAAUUACAAAAUGGGCAGCCGGCGCAAUCUACGGCGCAGGAACAGAUACGACGGUUGGCUUGAUUGAGGGAUUCUUCCUCGCAAUGAUGAAUUUCCCAGGCGUUCAACGCAAAGCACAAGCCGAACUCGACCGAGUAAUUGGUGAAGACCGAUUCCCGUCAGUAGCCGAUCGACCAAACCUCCCAUACAUUGAUGGGGUCCUCAAAGAGACUAUGCGUUGGCAUACUGUGGCCGUAAUGACACCGCGCAAGUCCGACGAGGACGAAGUGAUCAAUGGAUACCUAGUACCCAGGGGCGCCAUUCUAAUGGCCAAUAUCUGGGCAAUGAACAACGACCCUGAAAUCUACCCCAACCCCUCCGACUUCCGACCCGAGCGCUACCUACCCGCCGAGGGACAGGAAAUUGCCCCUGACCCACACGAUAAUACCUUCGGAUUCGGCCGUCGCAUCUGCCCUGGUCGCAUUACCGCCGAAACAUCUAUCUUCCUAGCCAUCGUGCACACGCUCUUCGCCUUCGAUAUCAAAAAGCCCGUCGGGGAAGAUGGAAACGUGCUCGAGUCCGAGCUACGCCCCACGCCGGAAUUUAUUAGCCACCCGGCACCAUACAAGUGUUCGCUGACGGUCCGGAGUCCCAGGCGUGAGCAGCUGAUGCUGGGUUUUAUGCGAGAGCAUCCAUUUGAGCCGAGUGAUGCGGGAAAAUUGCAGAAGGCUGUGAAGGCUGUCUCAGUACUUGAGAAUUCUUAG